Molecule: messenger RNA, 1649 nt
Organism: Tripterygium wilfordii
Lineage: Eukaryota; Viridiplantae; Streptophyta; Magnoliopsida; Celastrales; Celastraceae
Product: mannose/glucose-specific lectin-like
Exons: 7
Coding region: 158-1501 (447 amino acids)
Molecular function (GO): carbohydrate binding
Source: RefSeq, a predicted model, not a curated record
GAGUUGCAGUAGCUUUCUAGUUCUUUUUAUUUUUAUUUUUUAUUGUCCUUUUAUGAUCAGUGUCUAUAUAUACACACUCAUUUACUUAGAGAUUCGAUAUAGCUAGCUAGCUAAAGGAGAUACAUAUCGAACGUUCAGCGUACAUUCAUCUUAGCAAAUGGGGUCCUUACAAGGAACAAUCUCAUCGGGGCCAUGGGGAGGCCCAGGUGGUAAUCCCUGGAGUUUCCAGGGACGCAGUGGAAUAUCCAGAAUUACAAUCCAGGAAAGAAUUAAUAUCAAGUCCAUCUCCUUUUUAGAUGCCAACGGCAAUCAAUCUGGCAUAUUCGGGGGCAUGGACCCUAAUGAUUAUCUUGGCGAUGAGAGAGUGAUUGAUAUCAAUUGGCCUUCAGAGUAUUUGAUAUCUAUAUCUGGCACAUAUGGCAUUUACAAAGGACUGUUAGUGAUCCUGUCAUUAUCGUUCAAAACAAAUCUCACUUCACAUGGACCUUUUGGAACCAAUUCUGGUGAGUCUUUCUCAAACCCCAUCUCAGAUGGUGUCAUCGCUGGAUUUCAUGGAAGAGGCGGCUACUACCUUGAUGCUAUUGGCAUUUUUGUGCAACCGGGAGAUUCAACAGGAAGUGUUUCAUUUGGGCAGUGGGGGGGUCCUGGUGGUAACCCUUUUACUUUCAAGGUCGGAAGUUGGAUAAAAGAGAUAAAUAUUCUUGAUCGAUCCAUAAUCAGCUCCAUCUCUUUCCGAGACUCUAAUGACCACGAGUAUGGAACAUUCGGUGGCAACGAUCCCAACAACAUUGGUGAAAUGAAAACUAUCAAGAUCGAUGGGCCUUUAGAGUUUUUGACAUCCAUAGAUGGGACAUAUGGAUAUUUCAAUGGAUUAUUAGUGAUCACAUCACUAUCAUUUAUUACCAAUCUUACUACACAUGGGCCUAUUGGUACUGCUAGUGGCACUUCUUUCUCCAUCCCGAUAGAAAGUAGUUACAUCAUUGGAUUUCACGGGAAGGCAGGCUACUACCUUGAUUCAAUUGGCAUACAUGUCAAGCCACGGGGGCACAUGGAAGGAAUCAUUUCUUUGGGGCCAUGGGGUGGUCAAGGUGGGAAUCCAUGGAGUUAUACAACACAUAAUGGGAUAUAUGAGAUAAUCAUCUAUGAAGGGUUGAACAUCAAGUCCAUAUCUUUCAAAGACACUACCGGCCUGACUUCGAAAACUUUCGGCGGCAAUAAUCCUCAAGACCUUGGUGAAAGAAAAAUGAUUCAUUUUGCCUGGCCUUCUGAACAUCUGGUGUUGAUAAGCGGGACAUAUGGAAACUUCGCCAAUCUUGUGACGAUUAAAUCACUAUCGUUUGUUACAAAUAGGAAUACAUAUGGACCUUUUGGAACUACUUCCGCUUCUGAUACCUCUUUCUCUAUCCCGAUAGACAAUAGUACGAUCAUCGGGUUCCAUGGAAGAGCCGGCCACUACCUUGAUAAUAUUGGCAUAUAUGUGAAACCAGCAACCUCAAUAUAAAUAAUAUUUGUGCCUGAAGAAGUUACUAGAUUAAUGCAAUAAGAAUUUAGAAUAUCUUUCCAUGGCAAAACUUCUGUUGGGGUGAUCUCUCUGUAAUAUUAUUACUACUAUGAAUAAAAUAUGAAUGACUAUAUAUAUUACUUGUCAA